AUGUUUCGUAUGAACGCUUCAUUGAUUGCUAAGAGAGCCAGUGCUGCUGUCACUUGUCGCGCUGCUGGAUCCGCUGCUGUUCGCAGACCCGCCUUUGUCAACAUGCUGGCCAUGUCUAGAUCCUACUCUGCCAGUGCCAGUGGAUUGAACCAAAAGGACGUUGAGGACAGAAUCAUCAAGGUCUUCCGUGCUUUCGACAAGAUCGAGGACGCUUCUAAGAUCACUCCUACUGCCAACUUCUCUACCGAGCUCGGUUUAGACAGUCUCGACACCGUCGAGGUCAUUGUUGCUGUUGAGGAGGAAUUCGGCAUUGAGAUCCCUGAGUAA
This is a messenger RNA of Sugiyamaella lignohabitans, 327 nucleotides long. RefSeq names its product Acp1p (gene ACP1). The coding region runs from base 1 to 327 and encodes 108 amino acids. The transcript has a single exon. Lineage: Eukaryota; Fungi; Ascomycota; Dipodascomycetes; Dipodascales; Trichomonascaceae. Gene Ontology annotation, biological process: fatty acid biosynthetic process. The record is from RefSeq and is a predicted model, not a curated record. Gene Ontology annotation, molecular function: acyl carrier activity; acyl binding. Gene Ontology annotation, cellular component: mitochondrion.